AUGGCUGAUAGAAAACUUAAAGUACAACGAGAAAUUUUCAUAUGCCGAGCCACAAAGCUUUAUGAUUAUUGGAAUAGUGGAGUUGAUGAUGUUCUAUCUAAAGUCGAAGCUUUAGUGUUUUUAGUUGGUGCUGAUGAUGAUACUGUACAGUAUUCGAAGUCUAAUGCUCUGCAGGAAGAUGAUUCAUAUUUAUUCAGUGAAUCAAAAAAAAACUUAUUAGAUUUUCAGUUUUGGCUUUAUGCGUAUGAAUUAAAUGAUACAGUAGCGAUUUUUACAAAAAGUGGAAUAUAUUUCCUAGCAAGUCUUCGAAAAGCGCAAUUCUUGGAACCUCUUGAAUCCAGCGAAUUUGAUGGCUCUGUACCACCAUUUAAAGUUAUAACGAGGAACAAGGCCGAUAAAGAUGCUGAAAACUUUGAGAAACUGGUUAAUAUUAUUAAAAAUGCUGGUAGUAUCUAUGGACAUUUUGCGAAGGAUUCAUUUGGAACAGAAUUUGCUAAAUUAUGGAUGAAUGCAAUGCAAAAAGCUGAUAUAAGUCUAAGUGUGGACGUUUCUUUAUCAUUCGCUAAGUUAUUUGCCGAAAAAGAUUCACAUGAAAGCGAUCAAUGUAAGCGAGCUGCUGCAGCUAGUGUCAAUACAUGGUCAGUUCUGAGAAAAAAAAUUGUUGAUAUCGUUGAUCAAUCAAAGAAAGUAAAGCAUAGUCGAUUGGCAGAGGAUAUCGAACAAGCAAUGGUUUCAUUCCAAUCUCAUCAUGGAAAUGUUGAAUCGUGUUAUACACCAAUUAUUCAAUCUGGUGGACAAUAUGCAUUGAAAUUGAGUGCAGAAAGCGAUGAUAAACUAAUGCAUUAUGGGACUAUUAUUUGUUCACUCGGUGCAAGAUAUCAGGCAUAUUGUUCGAAUUUGAGCCGAACGAUGCUUGUUGAUCCAUCUAAAAAACUUGAAGAAGAUUAUGAGGUUUUAUUAGAAGUGGAAAGUGCUAUAAUCGAGGCACUGAGACCGGGCAGAAAGCUUCGUGAAGUUUAUGAAAUAGGCUUAAAAACUCUUAAAGAUAAGAAGCCAAAGCUAGUGGAAAAUUUGGUAAAGAAUAAUUUUGGUUUUCUCACUGGUCUGGAAUUUCGCGAAUCAUUUAUGCUAAUCAGUCCGAAAUGUGAAUUGGAAAUCAAGGAGAAUAUGGUUUUUGUGGUUUAUGUUGGUCUUCAAGAUUUAAAAAAUCCAGACGCCAAGGAUAAUGAGUCUAAAAGUGCCGCAUUGCUGCUUUCAGAUACUGUAUUGAUAUCUUCUACAGGUACAAAUGAAGUGCUAACAGAAAAGGCCAAAUCUCGUUUAAAAUCUAAUGUGAUUCGAUUCAAGGACGAAGUAGAAACUUCACAAGGUGAUGAUAAUAAGGUUAGGAUUAGGAUAUAUUUGAAUUUUCCUAUAAAAUCAUAUUCACUUAUAUCAUAUUCAUCAUAUUCAUUUAAGGAAAACAAUUUAAUUGAAACGAUGGGUCGUGGAAAGCGAUCAGUGCUUUUGCAGGAGCAAACCCGAAACAAGACAACAAAUGAAGAUAAGCGAAAAGAACAUCAAAAGGAUUUAGAAAGGCGCCUAAAUGAGAAUGCUCGAGAACGGUUAGCUGAGCAAACUGAUCAAAAGGCUAUUAAAAAAAUCAAAAAAUCUAAUGUAUCCUAUAAAUCAUAUGAAAAAUUCCCGAAAGACAAUGAGGUUGAUAAACUGAAUAUUUAUGUUGAGUGUGUAUAUUUAGAUCGACGUCAUGAUUCUGUCAUUUUGCCUCUUUUUGGCGUGCCAACACCUUUCCAUAUAUCAAUGAUAAAAAAUACAAGCCAAUCUGUCGAAGGUGAUUUUACAUAUUUGCGCAUUAAUUUCAUGCAUCCAGGCUCGCAAAUUGGUAAAGAUCAGCAGCAAUUUCCAAAUCCGCUUUGUACGCAUCUUAAGGAAUUGACUUUCCGAAGCAGCAAUAUUAAGGAACCUGGUGAGUUGAGUGCCCCUAGUAACAAUCUUAGUACGUCCUACCGUCUAAUUAAAGAAAUGCAAAAAAAGUAUCGAACACAAGAAGCAGAAGAGCGUGAAAAGGAAGGAGCAGUAAAGCAAGAUAAAUUGAUCUUGUUGACAGCAAAGGGUAACCCGAAAUUGAAAGAUCUUUUUGUUCGUCCAAAUAUCAUUGCAAAAAGAGUCAGUGGUUCGUUAGAAGCUCAUACCAAUGGUUUUCGCUAUACGUCAUUGCGUGGUGAUAAAAUCGAUGUUCUAUACAACAAUAUCAAACAUGCAUUCUUCCAACCAUGCGAUAAUGAAAUGAUAAUUCUUUUGCAUUUCAAUUUGAAAAAUCCAGUUCUUUGGGGAAAACGAAAGUAUCAGGAUAUUCAAUUUUAUACCGAAGUUGGAGAAAUAACUACGGACCUUGGAAAAUAUCACCACAUGCAAGAUCGAGAUGAUGUGCAAAGUGAACAAAUGGAACGAGAAAUGAGAAAAAAGCUUAAUCAAGCUUUCCAAAAUUUUUGCGAAAAAGUAGUUCGAUUAACAAAUGAAGCAUUCGAUUUCGAUACGCCUUUUAAUGAGUUAGCAUUUUUUGGCGUACCCUACCGAUCUUCUUGUACGUUGAAGCCAACUUCAUCAUGUCUCGUAAAUCUAACUGAAUGGCCUCCGUUUGUAGUAACACUUGAAGAAGUGGAUUUUGUUCACUUUGAACGUGUUUCCUUCCAACUGAAGAAUUUUGAUAUGGUAUUCGUUUUCAAAGAUUAUUCGCGUAAGACUCAAAUGAUACAACAGAUACCAAUGACUUCACUGGAUAACGUAAAGGAAUGGCUUAAUUCUUGUGAUAUCUACUAUUCAGAAGGCCUUCAGUCUUUAAAUUGGGCAAAAAUAAUGAAAACGAUUUUGGAAGAUCCUCAAGAAUUUUUCGCGAAUGGUGGUUGGAAUUUUCUUUCUGCUAAUAGCGAUAACGAAGAUGAAGAAGAAGACGAAGAAAGUGAAGCAUAUUCACCAUCCGAAAAUGAAAGCGGAGGUUCAGACGAAGAUGAAGAUGAAGAAGAAUCUGGCGAAGCGACGUCAGAAUUUGAUUCAGAAGCAAGUAUGGAUAGCGAUGAAAGCGAAGGUAAAGAUUGGAGCGAUCUCGAAGCAGAAGCACAAAAAGCUGACAAAGCCCGUGACCGAGGAGAAGAAGAACGUCGUAACAAAGAUCGUCAUAUGAGCCAAAAACGCAAAAAUUUGUCGAAAGGGCGAGGAUCGAGUCCGAAACGGCGGAAAUAA
Dracunculus medinensis (Guinea worm) is the source of this 3240-nucleotide messenger RNA. NCBI's taxonomy places the organism in Eukaryota, Metazoa, Nematoda, Chromadorea, Rhabditida, Dracunculidae. The record is from the annotation of a GenBank genome assembly.